GCGGGGAGAGCGGGGAGAGCGGGCACGGGCACUGCUGCCGAGCGCGCCCACCCUGCAUCCAGAACGCUGUGUCCGGGUCUGGGCUCCUCCGCACCAAGAGGCGAGGAGCUCCUGGAGCGGGUCUGUGGGAAGGCAGCGAAGUAGAACGUGUGCUACCAUCAGGAUGCCCGAAGUAAACACAGAUCACCUGGAUGAGCAGCAGGUGCAGCUCUUGGCAGAGAUGUGCAUCCUUAUCGAUGAAAAUGACAAUAAGAUUGGAGCAGAGACCAAGAAAAACUGUCACUUGAAUGAAAACAUUGACAAAGGUUUACUGCACCGAGCUUUUAGUGUUUUCUUAUUUAAUACCGAAAAUAAACUGCUGCUGCAGCAGAGGUCAAAUGCAAAAAUUACAUUUCCAGAUUGUUUUACCAACACUUGCUGCAGUCACCCUCUAAGCCACCCACAAGAACUGGAAGAAAACGAUGCCAUUGGUGUUCGGAGAGCAGCACAGAGACGACUGAAAGCUGAGUUGGGAAUUCCCAUGGAGCAGGUACCUCCAGAAGAAAUCUCCUACCUGACAAGAAUUCACUACAAAGCCAAGUCUGAUGGCAUCUGGGGAGAACAUGAGAUAGACUAUAUCUUAUUUGUGCAGAAGGAUGUGACACUGAAUCCUGACCCCAACGAGAUCCAGAGCUACUGCUAUGUGACACAGAAAGAACUGAAACAGCUCUUGGACAAAGCUGCCAGGAAUGAAGUUAAAAUUACUCCAUGGUUCAAGCUGAUAGCAGAGACCUUUCUUUUUAAGUGGUGGGAUAACUUGAAUAACUUGAACAAAUUUGUUGAGCAUGAAAAAAUACACCGAAUGUAAAUAGCUGGCAAAAAGGUGCUGAAGGCUAGCAGUGAUGUGUGGUCUCAUUAACACUGAUAAAUCAUGAUGUACAUGCAGAGAGUUGGUCCACAUGGAGCAUGUUUAAUUUAUACAGAUGUCAUAGCUAGUGUUUUUUCUUGUGUCUUUGUCACCUCUUACCCCUUGGUUCUCUUGGGCCUUUAAGAUCUCAUGUGAAAUGGGUAACAGCAGCAUGAAACCCCCGAGUUCCUCUUCCUCCGUUGCCUGGUGAAAGAUCCCCAGCCCUCGUGUGCCCUGCACACGUGGGAGGGAGCCCAGGCACCUCCUGCCCAGCUCAGGCAGGAGAGCUGGGUGUUCACUGAAGUUACCCACACCUUAGUGAUUACACAUGACUGUGGGCUCUGCUCUGAUGUUGAGAAGACCAAUUGCCAGAAGAAAAAAAAACAAAGUAAUCAGGAUUAUUUUUAAUUGCAGAAAGCAAAUCUCUUCAGCUACUAUACUCUCUAAUUAACCAAACCCAUAAAAGCUUAAGUAAUUGGAGUGCCUGUGUGGAGUAAGUUUGAUUUUGAAGUGCUGACAUAUGUGUUAAAGCUUUAGAUAAUAACAGUGCUUGGGGUUUUUUCCCCCACCAGGAUUUUCUGAUUAGUUGAUGGUUGAAUACUGGACAUUUCAAAUUAAAAUAAAAAAGUUAAUUACAGCAAAUGUUAAUGGUACCUAUCUAAUGUCAGUAGUCUGUCUUUGGAGACUGGAUGUGCACUAAAUGGCUCUUCUCCAUUUUCCAGGAAACUAGGCAUCUUGAUACAAGGGCUUUUCUUUUCCUGUAAUAGUCAUUCCCAGACAGCUCAAACCCACUGAACCCCAAAAUUCAAGAGUGAUAAUUUGUGAGCUAACACUGGGUCUUGAUGUCAGUUAAUUAGAAAUUACCAGAGCUAAUCCUUUUUGAUCUUCCAGUCAAUCAGUUGCUAGUAACUUCGGAGGCUUUUUUCAGUAAGACAAAUACUCAAGGGUGCUUCAAUUUUAAUUAUGGACUGGGGGGGGGGGGGGAUGGAGGGAGUUUGUGAUUUCUUCUGUUAGCACAUUACUCAAACUAGUUUUUGAGUUCUCCCAGAGCUUGAUUAAAUAGGAUGUUUUGUCAUACCACUUAUCAUUGCAAGUAAACAUGGUUCUAAGGAUUCUGUGUCUGGAUUUGGGGUAAAACUAACUUUUUCCUUGGUCAAAGUUUCUCUUUCUCAUCCCUGUUGUGACUGCAGCGCUGAAGCUUCCUUGUACCAGCACCUCCAGUAGUUGGAGGUUUUGGAGCCAGGUUUGUUGUAUACUGGCCAGAACUGAUGUAUUGUUUCAAAGCAAGUAUCAGGUGAGGGAACAGUGAUGUGAUGUAGCAGCUCUCUUGAAUUCAGUGCAAUCAGCUGUGAUACCCCGCCAUAGGCAAUGUAGUUCUCAAAUACUUUUUAAAUCUAACUUUAUAAUUAAAACAUCUUGCCUAAA
Molecule: messenger RNA, 2311 nt
Organism: Lonchura striata (white-rumped munia)
Lineage: Eukaryota; Metazoa; Chordata; Aves; Passeriformes; Estrildidae
Gene: IDI1
Product: isopentenyl-diphosphate delta isomerase 1
Biological process (GO): isoprenoid biosynthetic process; isopentenyl diphosphate biosynthetic process
Cellular component (GO): cytoplasm
Molecular function (GO): isopentenyl-diphosphate delta-isomerase activity
Source: RefSeq, a predicted model, not a curated record